CCGCAGGCGCCGAGAUAGAAUGCCUCGCCUUGGCAGCCUUGGCACCGCUUCUUUCCUCUGCGCGCUGCCCCCCUAAAGGGCGCAACGCUCAGGAUUCAAUUAUUGGAAUCACCAAUUUUGCAAAUUUAUGUGCACAUUUCUCUUCCACUAUGAGCAGACUGCUAGAACUUCACAUUUGCAUGGCUCUUCUUAACAUCCUGCUUUUCUCUGUCUCACAAUGUCUGGCUUUCCCCAAAAUGGGAAGGAGAGAGAUAGAACACAUUGAAGAUCAAAUUGAGAGAUGGAAUAUAGAUGACCUUGAAAAACCCAGACCUUCAAAGCAAACAGCUCAAAUGGCACUAAUAGAAGAUUCAAAUAUAAUUUUAACAGAACUGUCGGAAACAUCAUUGAAUAAGGGGUUCACUGUUGGGGGAGUAACACAGCUUACUGGAGUAAGCACUGUGUUCACAUAUGGUCAGAGCACUGAUGUGUAUACCCCUACUGAGUCAAUGGCUUCUUCAGAUGAAGGAGGAUUUAAUCCUAGUGAACACAAUAAAGACUUAUCUGAAAGUAGGUUAACCACAGCUGUUACUACAAUAGUCUCCCCAAAUAGUAACGUGAAAGUUGAUUUUUUUAGUAGUUCCAGUAGCAUGCCCACUGUUGAAAAAGCCAUAGAAACAGGACAAGGGGUUCCAAGGCUUCUGGGUGAUCAAUUCUUGGAGACAGGAAGUAAGACAGGUGAGAAUUUGGAACAUUCAAUGACAACUCAGUUGAACACUGAAGAAAUGCUAACUACUAACCCACAGACUGGAAACUUGGAAAUAACCAUUGAACAUACAACAGUGUCUUCUCCUGUGACAAGUCCCGUAACAGAGACUGGGAAUGGGAUGCUCACUGCAAGUAGAGAGAGUCCUUCACAACUGACAGCUCAUCAACCUCAGACCACCGUGACUGAACACCUGCUUGACUACUCAGAGUACUUACCAAGUAUUGAGUCAGAAACUGACAGCAUGCCAGGAGGCAUGGCAAUGGCAACCAACACUCCGACGGCAGCUUCAGAUAUUCCAGCUGUCUCUGCCCUAAAUGAGGAUUGGGAUGAUACCAAAUUAGCAAGUGCAAGCCGAAUGGGAGUCUCAGAGCCCAGAAACAACGCAGGGACUAUUUCUGUGGGAGCCAAAGCUCCUCAGAUAUUACAGCCAGACCAUGAUGAUGUGAAAGGAGGGGAACUCUUGACAGAUUUUGCAGAUGGUUCUUUGGGACAAGUUAGAGGGAGACCACAUACGGGGGCAUCUCCAGUGAUGGUGCAUGCAGAAGAAAAAUCUGUUGCCUUUACUGAUCAAAGUUCCUUUCCCUUUAUGAAUCCUAAAGAAGACACUAAAGUGACAACUAUGAGUCUACUCCAAAACAUAAAACACCCUAAACUAGAUGGUAGAGAAUAUGAUGCCUUAUUUUUUCCAGUGACUACAGUUCCCAUCACAGAUUCUCAGUCUGAGGCAUACUACCCUAUGGGAAAUACACUAACAGACAGUAUAUCUCAAGAGAUGAUGCUUAGUCAAGAUGGAAGAGCUACAUUAUCAUCUGUUACACAAAAGCAGGAUUCUACAGUGGAGAUCACCAGCAAAUCUGGUGAGACUGAGGAGAGAAAUAAGAGUCCGUCUCCCAUCACAGUGGUUUCUAGUGUGACUCAGCUACCAAGAAAGUCAGAAUACUUGGCAACUACUGUCUCAGCUACUGUUAUGCCUUUAUCUCUGGCAGUUACUCUAGUCACCAGCUCAAAAGAAGAGACAUUAUCUCCAGCCUUUGAUCCUUCAGUGACUCUUCCAGGAAUGAUGGAGGAGACGAUGGAUAUUUCCUUGACAUCUGCUUCUGUUACUUCUACAUUAAGAACCCUUCCAUCUAUAAGACACAUUAGUACUUCUGUGACAUAUGACCUGGAACAGAUGGAAUCACAAGAGGGAGAGGAAGAGGAGGAUGAAGAAGUGGAAGAGGAAGAGGAGGAAGAAGAAGAAGAAGAGGAAGAUAAAGAUGAAGACUCUUUAGAUGAAAGCAUGGAGGGUGACACUGAUCUGCCUGGGUUUACUCUCCCUGGAAUUACUUCCCAGGAACCCAGAUUAGACAGGGGAAACUUGGAACCAUUGGAAGGAGCAUCAUAUCAGGUUCCAGAUACUAUUGAGUGGGAACAACAGAAUCAAGGUCUUGUGAGAAGUUGGAUGGAAAAACUAAAAGAUAAGGCAGGAUACAUGUCAGGAAUGUUGGUGCCUGUGGGGGUUGGGAUAGCAGGAGCCCUAUUCAUCCUGGGAGCACUUUACAGUAUCAAGAUUAUGAAUCGCCGAAGGCGAAAUGGAUUCAAAAGGCAUAAAAGAAAGCAGAGAGAAUUUAACAGUAUGCAAGAUCGAGUGAUGCUCCUGGCUGACAGUUCUGAAGAUGAAUUUUGAAUUCGGCCAUGGUUCCAUUGUGAUAUCUAAUGAUAUUAUUAUUUCAUUUUUACUUUUGGGCAAAGAAAGACAUCCUGCUGCAUUGCUACUACCAGGCCCUCUAGUCUUCUGUCCACUGGAUAACGAUUUUUCUUUUCAGUGAGCAGAAAAGGGCAUGCUGUGUCCUAAAUGUAAUAUGUGAUGAUGAUGUUUGUUUUUAUGCAGUUGUGAAUUUCCACUUCCAUACACUGUAUCUCAUAAAUAUGCAGUGUGCCUAUUAUACAAUAGGAAUGGAUGGGAUAAAAUUUUGUUUUUUUAUCAGUGUCUUUUUCUUGUUUUAGAUUAACUGCACAAAUCUUAACUGUUAUUGUAACUGAGGUGUGCUCAAUUUUGGAAUAGAAGUCUUAAUAAGCAAUCACUUAUGAUGAUCUCUAUCCAUCUUCUUAUCUUGGAGCAAUCAAAUGCCAUUAAAUGUAGCUAUAAUUUGGAAUGAAUCAAAUCUUUUUCAUUGAGGAGAUUUGUCAGUACAGCAUGAUUACAUAUGGAGUUAUGGAUAUGUUGCAUUAUGUGCCUCAGGCUUCCUGUUCUGUUCUUUCAUGCUCCUUUUAGUUCUUUUUCUUGGCAAGUAGAAUCAUGGAGAAACAAUAAUAGAACAAAUUGAUUCGAUGUCUAAAUGAACUGAAUGCAUUCUUUAGUAGCACAAUAUAUUUUAACAAACAUAUUGACAGAUUUUUAGAUGAUCUUCAUGAAAAGCCACUAACUUCUUUGAGUUAUCACUUGUUUUUGUCAGACAGACAAGAGAAAAAAAGAGUGUGAUCUUUGCCCCAGAGUUUUGAUCUACUAUAUGCUUAUGCAUGUGGGUGAAAAUUGAACUAAAUUGCUGAGAGUUUUACUUUUUAAAUUAUGUACCUCUUUAUUGUCAAAGAAAUAAGUUUUUAUGGUGGUAGGUGUCAAGCUGGGCUUCAUUUUUAAAAAAAAGACAAUCAUAGUUGGUUCUAUGGCCAGAUCCAUAACAUGGCUCUCUUGGAAUUUCACUUGUAUUUCCCAAACUACCUUGGAGCAUCAUUCUCUGGUCUUGUUUUUGUAAUUGGAAACUAGAGGCUUAAGACUGAUGAAAGCUAAGUUGCUGAGUAAAGAAGUAAUAACACACUAAGAACUUUAUGUUUUUCAAAGUGUUUUUACACCUGCUAUCUUAAUCUUCGAAACCAUUCUGGGCAAAUAUUAUUAUCACAAUUUUACAGAAGAGAAACCUGAGGCCGAGAGAAAUUAAUUGACUUACUCAAGAUAAUAAGAGUGAAUCCAUGGCAGUUCCAACAUAAAAACUUGUAUAUGUUGACUCUCCAGGCCUGUAUUUUUCUGACUGCAUUCCUAAAAAGGUAAUGACCUUUUUGAGCCAUCCUUUUAAAAAACAGGAUUCUGUUAUAUCAAUUUCAAUAAAGUUGAUCCCAUUUUAUAUUUCUUUAAAUGAAUUUUUAUAUUUCUUUAAAAUGAAAAUUUUUUCUCUACUUUUCUUUUGUUUCUUUACCAGUCAUUUACACAAAUAAUUUUUUCUCCUAUCUUCUGUCCAUCAUGUCGAGCCUACAUAUCAUUGCUGGGAAACCAGAAAGACAUUUUCUUCAUAAAUCCAUCCUUUAGUUAUAGCUGACUCAGGUGUUAGAGACUCAGGUGAAUUUUUUGCUAAACAUUAGUGAUAUAAACUAUUAUUCUAGACAUUUUCAAUUAUUUUUGCCCAGAGAAAUGUACAUGCGUAGCAUUAGAUAGAAAGAACUGAAUACUAGAUGAUGCUAUAGAUAAGACUAUAAUAAGCAAAUAUAAGGUAGUGACAAGGGAAGUAGUAAAAUCAAAAAUCAGAUUUAACAGAAGCCUUGAGUAGAUGUCAUGAUCUUUUCAAGAGCUAUUACCUGCAAUAGGUAAUUGUUUUAAAUAUUUGUGUAUAGAGACAACUUUUUACCUGUUACAGGGAACUAAAUUGGGAUUUGAGCAGUUUUCAGGAUAGAUUCUUCAGAUUCAAGAGCACUCACAUGGUCAUAAGUUUCUAUAAGGAUUAGCGGCAACAAUAUAUUUUCUUCAUAAAUUAGCUAUAGAUCUCAGUAUCAUGUGCUCUUCUACUAAAAAUCAUUAGUGCCAUAGCCUGUUGAACUGAUGCCUUAACUAGACCAUGAAUAAUAAGCUAAACUUAUAAACAUCAGUAUCUACAGAGCAUUAAGAAGAAUUUAAACCUCUUUUGAGAGGUUACCUCCUUUCUUAUCUGUUUCUAGAAGAAUGUAUGUGAAUGAUGUAGAAAUUUAAACUUAUGCAAAAAAUCAGACUGCAUAGUCAGGGGAUUGUGACUUAAGUGCCAGAGACAAAGAGAAAAAAAGACAUGUUUUUCAGUGUAAACCUCAGUGACAUUGCUUGUUCAAAUAAAUGGGUCCUUUUUGAUCCUCAAGACACUUAUAUGCUGUGGAUAAUUUAGUCUAUAGCAUAACUAAUUUAUCUAUUUGAGUCAUUUUCACAAUAGCAGAAUGUUUGUCAAUAAUACUAUUGUUCUACAUUGAUCAGAAAGAAAGGUCUGGCUGUAUCUUGCUCAGUAUAUUGAUUCUGUGAAUGUUAAUGCUGGUAUACCCUGACUAAGAGCUAGUUUGUAUAAAUAUAUUGUUAAUUAAACAAGUUACAGGAGACACUCUGUUCCGUAAAAACAAAUUACAAAUUAGAUGGGAGGCAAGCUCUGAGGACUUAAAAAUGCUAAGGUUCAAGAGGCUGUGUACACCAUUGGCAACCAUUCAUUUUGCAUCUUGAAUAAGUGAAUAUAUGAAAACUGCUUACCUACUAUGUGCCAGGCACUAUGCUAAGUGCUGGGGAUAGAAAUAGAAAAGUGAGAUAGUUCAUGCUGUCACAUGGGAGAGAGAACACAUAUAAGAGAGCCUAUCUGAAAAGAGGAUGGAAAAGUCCCUGAAGUUCUGAGGGUGCAGCUAUGGAUGUUAUGAUAAGCCCCAGGAUUCCUAAGGGAACUCUCGAUCAGCAGACCAGAUGGCAGAGUCAGGUCUCAAGGAUGGAAUGGCACAGCACAUGGUAAGGCAUCAUGGUUCUCCAUCUUACUAUAGAAGCAGAGUACGUCAUCAUCCCUGAGUUGCUCGUGUAUUAGGAGAAUAAGGAAGGGAAAAGAAAUGUCAAUAAUAUUAUAAUAAAUUUUUGUGACAUAAGACUGAGAUUGGAUUAUAGCCUGUAAAUGUUAUGGAGAAAUGACAUUAGGAUUACUUUAUACUAUCACUAUAUAGCUUAAGAGAACAAAACUCAAAAUUUCCAGUGGCCAAGUUACCAUUCACUGGCCACAAGAAGAUUUAGUCUGGUAUUCAAAAAUAAAUGAGGGCUGGGUCCCAUUGUUGAUUCUUAUACUGGAUUACUCCUAGCAUUGAUGCUAUUCAUGGUAGUAGGAGGGCUUCUUGGUCAUAUGAAAAAAAAUGGUAAGAAACUAGUUAGCAUUGACUUCAUGGAUAAAAUAGCAACAAUGAUGAUGGUGGAACUGGUUUAUGGAAAUAGGAACGAGUUUGUAGCAGAAUUUGUUUACUUGUAGAAACUGUGGGUUCAUAAUGAAGUGUGGAGAUUAUAGCACUUGGGAAAUGGAUAAGAAUUAAAGUCCUUCACUUGUUUUAAUAAAGUAGCCUGUAAUAAACUUUAGCAUUUAAGAUUUAAUAUCAUACUUUAUGAAUUUGAAAUUUUAGUGAAUGAAAAUGGGUGGAGGAAAAAUAUCAGUUAAAAACAAAGAAAAGAAAACUUAUAUGAGAAAAGAAUAUAUAGCAUUCUUUAUGAAAAGCAGCACUACUAAUUCUUCUGAGUUCCAUUUACACUGUUUUUCAUUCUGUUUGUCCAUGGCACAAAAUUUCCCUCUUUAGAUAGGUAUAUGAAGAGAAAUGAUAAAUAUGCUUUCCAAGUGUCUAGCUUAGUGGCCUAGGGAUAAACAAUAAUCAGGUAAAGAUGUUGGGAAAUGAGAGUAGGAGUUGAUGUAAAGAAUAUGGGAGAUAUAGAUACGGGAAUUUGAUAAUAAAAUGACUACUAUUUUAAUGUUUAUAUUGAGGGAAAUGAUCUUCAGAUUGGAAAGGGGAAAACAAAUAUUAAGACAAAUUUGAAGUCCAAGAUGAAUCCAAAUCUUUAGGCAGAGAUAACUUAGGUUCUGGUGGAUUGAAAGAACUUGCAGAUAUCAUUACAGAACCACUUUUCAUUGAGAAUGGUAUAGGUGUCAGAAGAGUGGAGAUAGGAUAAUAUAUCAAUUUGCAUAAGUUAGAAGAAGGUAGAUUUAGAAGGCCAGUAAGCUUAACAUCAAUUCCUGAAAAAAGUAGCAUUAUUAAACAGAUUUGUGUGUUAUGUGUGUGAAUAAUUGAAAAGAAAAGCGUGAUUAACAGAAGAUACCAAGGAUUUUUGAUGAAUAAUUCUUUUCUAGUGGACAUUUUCCUUUUUUAUAGGGUUCUUAGACUCAAAGGAAUGUGAAAUAUAAAUAGAUUUAUAUUUCAGUAAUCAUUUGAUAAAUCAAUCACCAAGCAUUUAUUAAUUACCUACUAUAUGCCAGGCACUGUGCUAAACACUGGGGAUACAAACAUAAAAAUAAAUGUCUUUGCUCUCAAGGAGUUUAUUUCUGAAUGAGGGAGACCCCCAUAUAUCUUAGCAGCUUAUGGGAUCAGGAAAAGUUUCAUCUGACACUUGGGACAUUGGAAAAGUCAUUCUGGUGGUAUUUGAGCUACCUUGGAGGAAACUUAGGGUUUCAAAAGGUUGAGAGGAGGAAAGAGCACAUUCUAGGCAUGAGGUCCAGCAAUCACAAAAGUGGGAGAUGGCUCAUAGAUUGCAUAAAAUAGCAGGUAGACCAAUAUGACUGGAUUUCAAAGUGUAUAUAGACUAGGAAGAUAAAAAGAGGUCAUGAUGUGAAGAGGUUUAAAAUUGCCCCUGGAGUUUAUUGAGAAAGUGAUUUAAAAAAAUCAGUGGCACCAGUGCAGAAUAGAGGGAAAACUUGGUUUAACAAUACUUCAUGGUAAAAGAUCUAGAAAUUGCUUAUUUUGAGCUUUUAAAAAAGCUAGUGCCAUCUUGAACCAUAUGAGUAUAACACCACCAAAAAGAUCAAUGGAGGUAAUAGUCUCACUAUACUCUGUAUUGAUUACAACACAUCUGAAGAAUAAUGUUCAGUUCUUUGUUGUCUAUUUUAAUAGAGACACUGACAAACAAAAAGACUUGUAGAAAAGGGAAUUCUAAAAACCAUGUUAAAUGAGGGAUGUGUAAAGGAAGUACAUACAUUUAGCCCAGGAAGAAAAGACUUAGAAAGGAUCUGAAGAAGAUGGAUUAGGUGUGCUUUGAUGGGUCCCUGAGAGCAGAAAUGGGAAUAAUGAAGGGCAGUUGCAAAGAGGCAGAUGCUAGCCAAUAUAAGGAAAAAUUUCUUGACUACUAGUCCAAUGAUCUAUCCCAAAAUGGAAUAGGCUGCUUCAGGUUUCAAAGAGUCAUCUGGGAGACACAGUGAAUGGAAUGACUUGGAGUCAGGAAAACUUGAGUUUGAAUCCUGCUUUUUCUAGCUAUAUGACCUUGGACUAAUCAUUUAAUCCUUUUCAGCCUGCUUCCUCAUAUGUAAAGUGGAAAUUAUAAUAGUACCUCAUUCCUAGAGUUGUGAUGAUAAAAGGUAAUAAGGAUAAAACAUAAUACUAUUUGUAAAGCACUGUUCAAACUUUGAAGUGCUAUGUAAAUGCUAACUAAUUAUUAGAAAGAUAUAUAAUAUAUUCGAAAUAUGCUGAAAUCAGAUUGUAGAGUGCCUUAAAAACAAUACAAAGAGAUUUUCAUUUUUUUAAAAAAACCAAAUAGACAAUAGAGAGCCCCUGAAAGUUUUAUGCAGAAGAAUGAUAUAGUCAGACUUGUCAAUCAGUCAAUAUGAAUUUAUUAAUAAAAAUGUUAAUUAAUGCAUUUGUUAAUAAGUUUAUGUUGACUGACUUGAAAAAUAUUGAUAAAUUUUGAAUUGUUGAAAGGUGUAAUGCCAUAAAUAACCCUCCACUUAAUAAUUUUAAAGUUUUAAUUAUUUUUAAAAUGAUGGUUAAGUAGCAAAAAAAAUAACUUGGAAUAUUUUUGGAAUGAUUAUGGAUAUUUUACUCAAAAUAUCAAUUAUGCUGUUGAAACUAUUGCUAACAACUUGGGAAAAGGCUAAAAAAUAGCUUGGAAACAAUAUAAAAAAAUUUCUCCUUUCCCUUGGCCUCUUUAUUUCUGGUAUUUUGCUACUAAACAGGUGAAGAAAAAGGUGAGUGAUUGCAGAAAGGCCAAUUAUUUCAUAAUAUUGCUCUGACUUCAUCAAUGCAAACUAGUGAUCUGAAUUUACUGGGAAUUACUCUCUAAUGGGGAAAAAUUUAUAAUCCCCUGAUCACCAUCAUGAAGGGGUUUCAGCAAAUUACUUAUGUCUGUCACAAUGAAGUAAGCACAUGCCGUCAGAACAUCUCACCAGCCCUGUACAUUUUAGGGGAAUUAAUAGACAUAUUACUGUUUAAUCUUGAGUGGUAGAAUACUACUUGUCCCUCUUGUGGGGGGUGAUGGUAAUUGCAUAAGGAAUUAGAAGAGGUGUGGUAUGAGAUAAUGGUUCAAGUUUUGGCUUUAGGACCAGGAAGACCUGCCUCCUUGUGUGGCUGUGUGGCACUGGGCAAAUGACUUAACCUCUCAUUGCCCUUGGCAAUUCUUUAUGACCGUAAAUUGGCAAGAAAGUGUUGAUCUGAAUUGGUAGAUUAAGAAUUCCCUCAUAUGGGAACUCAUUAUCAAUGAAAUCACAUAGGAAAUAGACCUGUUGUCUUGAUUGUUGUGAGUUUAAGAAGUCUAUGUUGUUAGAAGUAGAAUAUUUUCCCUAUAUAUCAGAUUUCACAGCAAAUAGUAACAGCAGCCCCUUAGGGAAAGAAUAGUGUUAAUUAAGCAGACCUAAUCAAAAAUUUAAAGGUCACUGAUAACCAUGUAAAUGUAAUAGGAUUUAAUUUUAUUUUGCCCAUGGAUAAAGGCUCUGGACUCUUUAAUAUAUUAAUUUAAGCUAGAUUUCCAUAGGAGAUAGAUUUUAUUUUGCUCAAAGCCCCUUUCCAUCAAUCUGCUUUCAGAUUAUAAUAAUAAGAAACAAUAGAGAAACUUCAAAAUGCUACCUAAACAUGCAUUUGUGAAAUACAAAUGUAUCUAAAUUUUUCUUCCUUACUCCCAAUAGUAGCAAGCUAACUGUCAGCUUUCUUGGUGAUUUUAAUGAUUAAACAUUUUCAGAAUUGAUAAUGAAUUCACUAACCAUAAGCUUAUAAACACCAAUUUAACCAGGAAUUGAGAAUUUCAGGACAGUUGCUAUCAACAAUAACAUACCAGAGUUGGGAAUUUUAUUAAGAAAAUAAAAUUUAUUCUUCAAAAUUAUAGGGAUAGAGAGAGGAAUUAGAUAAAAGAUUAAGAAAACAGAAUUACAUUUUGAGUCAGUAUAAAUCUUUUGGAGUUUUUUUGGUAAAUUAGAGAGAGAGAGAUCACCUACUAUAAAUCCAGGGGAAUGUUGUUUGUCUUUUGUGCUUGAAGAGAACCAAAAUGACAUCACAUGGGUCAAUGCACUGUGUGUUCAUCUGUGACUGAUCAUACCAGUGUGAGCUUGGAAGACUACCAUAAGUUGGGCCCAAAUAGCUAGAAGACCAAUUGGGAGAUAUCUCUAAGUUUGGGCAUCUCAUGUUUCUUUUGAGCUAUUGCAAUUCUGCUUUGUUCAUAGAGCAUAGGACCUUUUUGAUGUAGAUUUUGAUGCAAAAUUCUUCAGAGAAAUCUUUAGAGUGAUUUUGAAUUGCUUCUCCUGGCUAACAUGUGAAUAUCUGCCUGGUAUGAUUUUCCUGUAAAAUAACCUUUUAGGCAGUAAUUAUUUAAAUAAUGUGGCCAGCCCAUCAGAGUAGCACUCUAUGUAGCAGAAUUUGAAUGGUUGUCAGUUCAUCUUGAGAGAGAACUUCAGUGUCCUGUAUCUUAUCUUGCCAGUUCUUCAGAAUCUUCCUAAGACAAUUCAAAUGAAAGCAAUUCAAUUUCCUGGCAUGGUGCUGAUGAUAGACUUUCCAGGUUUCACAAGCAUACAGCAAUGAGAUCAGCACAACAGUUCUAUAGACUUUCAGUUCACUUGGGAGCCUAAUAUUUCUUUUUUUCCAUACAUUCUACUUAUAUCUUAAGUAUCUUGCCUAUAAGCUAUGGAAUUAAAUUAAUCAUGCUAGUGUUAUUAGAAUAUUUUCAUUUUAACUUAAAGUAAACUUGAAUUGGCAGGCAAAUGAAGAAACUAGCAUCUGAAAAACUUUUUUCUGCUUCUUUGUCUCUGACCACCUGGGCAUGUGGAUAUUUCAGGCUUUUCCUAUCAUAUUUCACUAGAGUGGGAGAACUUCCAAAACCAAUGUAGAUGUAACUCUUUGGUGAUGCCAUAAGAUGUGAAUUCUAAGGAGUUGUCAAAGAUGCAAAGAAAUUGUGAUUUUCCUAGGGUGCUCAGUUAGCAAUUGUCAGAGAUGAAAUAUACACAGUUCUUCCUAACAUCAAGCUCAGUAUUCCAUCCACUGUGCAGUGUUAACCCCAUGACUGGAUAUAAUCACAUAUAUUGGAUCUAAUUAAGUUAAUUAGAUUUUUAUAAAGAAAAAUGCUAAAUGCUGAAUGUCUUCUUUCAUCUAGGAAUUCUGGUAGUAAACCUAAAGCUAUUAUUUUAAUUUUAAUUUUUUCCUUGAUAUUUCCUGUUUUCCUGAAAGAGAUGAAGAAAAAUGAACAAAUCUGAAAAGAUUUUGUAUUGGGUUAAAUCAAAAUAACAGUUCUGUGUCUAAAAAUGAAUGUAGGAGAUUGAAAUUGACCAGUGAAGUUUUUUAUUAUUCCUCACUUCAUUGGAUAGGGAGCUUCACUGGUGUGGAUACUUUCUCUAAGAUAGCAAAUGACAACUUAUUUGUGGCUCAUCCUGUGUCAUUGUUGCCCACAUAUUUCUGGAAAUCCUCUAUUUAAGGCAUCUGUUUAACGCAGAAGAGGCUCUCCUGUUUUAUAAUGGAAUAUUUUGUCAGUGUAACACUUAGAAUAAUUCUUGAUUCAUUCACCAAAUCAUCAACCUGCCUUUAGUCAUAUAUAUUGGUAAUUUGCUAUAGCCUGAUUAUACCCAUCAUGAAUUUCUCCACUGGUCAUCUACAUUAGUAAAUCAAAAUCAAUUUAUAUUUGGAAUAGUGAUGAGAUGAUAAUCAUUAUAAAAUUAUGUAGAUUUUUUUGUUAAAAGACUUUAAUGAUGUAUUUAGUCUUUUUUCAAUUUUAAGGAGGGAUUAUGCCUAAACUAUCCCAGAUAUAUUUCUAGGUCUGAGAGAAAAGAUACACAAGUCUGCCAGAAGAGAAACAAAUACAAUUUUAAAAUCAGAAAUCUUUAAGUGUGUUUUAAAGUAAUAGGUGCUAAAUAUAUAUGCUUAUGUGAAUGCACUCAUUUUUGACUGAUAACAGGAGCAAAGCAGAGUUAGUCCUGGUUAAUACUUGAAUGGAAGACUGUCUGAAGAUACUAGGUUAUGAAGGCUUGAGAACCAGUAUGGAAUAGUGGGUAGAGAAGAGACCUUGGAACCAGGAAGAUCUGUAUUCAAGUCCUCCCACUGACAUGGUCCUGUCACCCAAGGCAAAUCAUUUAACCUCUCAACUCUCUAAAUUGCUAAGAAGAUGGCUGAGAGGUUUCCUUAUUUGGUUGCUUUGAGGAUUCAUAUAAUGUUUGUCAAUGAUGUCUUGAAAGUAAAUUUAAAGAAGGCAAUGUUCUUUCUCAAGAAUAAGAGUAGUAGAUCUCGAUGCUUUUGAAUAGGCAACUUGAUAGGAUAUUGUGCAAUACCUACUCUAAACACAGAAUCAUAUCCUCAGCACAGUAAUGUCUUGUAAAGUGCUUGCUCAGAGUAGGCACUAAAUAAAUGCUAGUUGAUUGACUAGUCAUUUUGUUGGUCCAAUAAUAUGUUCCCUAUACAAUCACCACAUAGUUUCUAUUUCUUUCCCUAUAAAAUAAAAAUUUGUUUCUCAUUAUUGAUUUUUAAUCAAUAAUCUAGAAAUUAUACAGUUUUUUAAGGUUUGCAAAGUGCUUUACAUAUAUUAUUUUAUGAGAUAUUCUCACUAACCUUAUGAGGUAAGUGCUAUCAUUAUCUCCAUUUUACAGAUGAGGAAAUAGAUUAAAAGAGGUCAGGUAAUUUGCCCAAGAUUAUACAACUAUUAAAAGUUUGAGGCAGGGUUCAACAAAGAUAUUCCUAAUUUCAAGUCUUAAUGUUUUAUCUAAUGUGCUACAGAUGUUCAUGGCCGCAAUGACACCAAUGCAAAAAAUAAUAUUUUAUCAAACAGAGGGGGAAAAGCACCUAAAGUUUCUUAACUGAUUGAGAAAUGAUUUUCAUUUAUUUAAAGUAUCUCCCAAAUUGUACAAGUCAGCUAAUCAAUUCUUUUUAACUUGAAUCUGGUUAGUGAUAAAACUUAUUAUUAUUACUGAUUGUUUUCUGGGGAAUGUGAGAUGAUAGGGAAAUCCCAUUGAAAGAUGCAGAUUGACAAGUCCUUUGUAACAGAACUAAAAGAAUUGCCUCUCUACUGUGCUACUGAGAGGUUAGUCUGCUUGCCUUUAAUUAUACAAUCAGUAUGUGUCACAGGCAAAUCUACAUCAUUUAAUAUGAUAAAAAUAUAUUUCAAAAAGCAGUUGAAUUAUCUUAGUUUGAAGUUGAAUAAGCUAAGAAUAGCUGUCUAAGAUACUUUAAAAACCGGUGGGAAAAAAUGGUUCAGAACUUCCUUUUUAAAACAUAUCCUCUACCAGCCCUUUUGUAAGUCAUCUGUAAUCUGAAAAGAAUUUGUAAAUGGCAGCAUCAAAACAAAGAAUAUAUUCUCAGGAUAGAAUUCCUUGAGAACAGCGUCAUGUCAAGACUGGAAUGAUAUGUAACUAAUGCUUGGUUUAGUAUGGUUUAACAAACUUUUUAAAGUCUCUGCUUUUUGCUCCAGAUAGAAAAGACAAAGAAAUAUUGCCCUUCCUUAAGUACUGGAAUAAAUUCCUUUGACAUUGAUUUUAAAAGUAGUCUUCAUUUUCCUGUAAUUAACAUGUCUGGUUAAAUAGAAUAUUUAUUCUAUCUAGAUCUAUCUAAAAAAUAAUUACUUUGAAAAAAUUGUUCAAAUAUUUAUUUGGAAAUACAAUUUGAGAUUUUAGCAUUUCAAUAGACAUCUUAUUUUCAAGAUCUAGCUUUUUUCGGUACCGGGGUAACAAUUACAAAUCAACUUAAUUAAUAUCCUGUUAACUUGAGAAAUGCCUUUUUAAAAAUUUUCGUAGUGCAUGGAAAGAGCCCUGCAUUUGGAGUCAGAAGACCUAAUUCUACCCCUUACUACUAGUCUGACCAUCUGCAAGCUACGGAAUCUCUUUUAGCCUCAGUUUCCUUCUUGUAAAAUAAAGACAUUGGAUUAGAUGUCUUCCUUAAAUGCAAGUGGCAUCAAAAAGUUUCAAAUAAGUCUAGUUUUCUGCCAUAAAAUGAAGUUUGAAAUCCAAAUAUCCUGCUAAAAUUCAAACACAUUAGCAUUUAGCAAAAGCUAUCCAUAGCUCCAAUAAAACUAGGGCAUGCUACUUAGAAUAAACCAGUGAAUACCCAACAGAAAUAUAAAAUAAGAGCCCCAAUUACUGGAUUUGUUACAUUGUUCUUCCCUGCUGUGGACAUUAGCUAGUGCUCUUCAUUGCUCUUUUAUUUUUUCAAUACAGAAAAAAAAGACAACUCAAUUUUUCAAUGAUGUGGGAGAAAUGCUUUUUUGGAUGCCAAGUUUGUGAUAGUCUACUCCAGGUUGAGGAAUUAUAGAGGAGAUAUUUUAUAUUGAAUCACCCAAUAUCAGUGUUGUGUUCUGACUUGAACAAGAUAACAAUGUGAACAUCUAUCAGUGGUCAUCAAGCAUCAUAAAUUCUGUUUACUGAGAAUUAAUAAGACUUCUAAGUGGUGAUGUAAAAGGUAAAAUAGAAAAUAUCCUCUCCUCUUCCCCCUAUUAUCUCCCCCCAUCUGAAAAAUCUAAGUUCAGAUAUGACUUUCAAUACUUACUUGCAAUGUAACCCUUGGCAAGUAACUUAUUCUCUGCCUCAGUUUCUUCAUUUGUAAAAUGGAAAUCAUAAUAACAUCUACUUUGCAGGAUGAUUGUUAGGAUCAAAGGAGAUAAAAUUUGUAAAGCAUUUAGCACACAGUAUCUGACACAUAGUAGGCUAUAUAAAUGCUUAUUCUCUUACUUCCUCCUUCCCUUGUAAGGAUCUGUAGAUGGUUUCUGCCAUUGAUUGAGGUUGCCAUUGUGAUUAUCAUGGUAGAAAAUCCUAAUUUACUUUAAGGGUUCCAAAUAAUUUUACUAUGAUUAUAAUUUAAAUUUAGUUCUAAAUGAGAAUGGAAACUUUGUGAAGUGACUUUAAUGUAAUUUUGUAAUGAGAAAUCCUGCUGCCUCCUCCUCCUCCUCCCUAUUCCCUGCUUUACCCCUCCUUGUUAUAGAUGCUGGUUUUUAACUGGUCAGAAUGCUCUAUAUUCAUCGCCUAUUGCUUCCAUAUAUAGCUCCCAGCAUGUCCUUGCAUUUUAUUAUGAUUUUUUUCUCCCAAACUGCAACAAUGACUCUUACUGUACCUGUGGAAUAUAGCACUUAAUUAAAUUUAAAAUGGUUAAAAUAAAGUCUGUCUCCCAUACACAUA
Messenger RNA from Antechinus flavipes (yellow-footed antechinus), 15015 nucleotides. RefSeq names its product armadillo like helical domain containing 4 (gene ARMH4). Lineage: Eukaryota; Metazoa; Chordata; Mammalia; Dasyuromorphia; Dasyuridae. The record is from RefSeq and is a predicted model, not a curated record. The transcript is spliced from 8 exons. Bases 150 to 2414 code for a protein of 754 amino acids.